UGUGGCUGGGAGGCAGCACAGUCAGCCAGUCUCUUCGCUUGAACCUUGAUUCAAACCUGAAGGGAAACAGGAAUCUUUUAAACUAACCGACCAACCGAAAACAACUACUUCUGGUGGCUCCUAAACAAACACCGGCUUUUUUCAGGACACCUUUAAUCCAGCAGGCGAGUUGUGACCAUGCGCUGCCUGGCUGCCCGGGUGAACUACAAGACCCUCAUCGUUAUCUGUGCCCUCUUCACGCUCAUCACGGUGCUGCUGUGGAACCGCUGCUCCAGCGACACCUCCCUGCGCUUCCUGCCCCGUGCUGCCCUGGUGGCCCCAAGUCCCAGGGUGGGGGACGCCAGCAUCAGCAGCCAGCAACACCCUCCACAACCGCCGGAGCCCCCGCCCGUCGUCGGUGUCGUCGCAGGGCUCAAGUAUGAAGAUAUCGACUGCCUGAUCAAUGACGAAUCCACCAUCAAAGGCCGGCGGGAGGGCGGAGAGAUAUACCUGCCCUUCAGCUGGAUGGAGAGAUACUUCGAGGUGUACGGCAAAGUGGCGCAGUACGACGGCUACGACCGGUUCGAGUUCCAGCACAGCUAUUCAAAGGUUUACGCGCAGCGCGAGCCCUACCACCCCGACGGGGUCUUCAUGUCAUUUGAGGGGUACAAUGUGGAGGUCCGCGACCGAGUCAAGUGUAUAAGUGGAGUGGAAGGCGUGCCUCUGUCCACUCAGUGGGGCCCUCAGGGCUACUUCUACGCCAUCCAGAUCGCUCAGUACGGCCUGAGCCACUACAGCAAGAACCUGACGGAGCGCCCCCCCCACGUGGAGGUCUACGACACGGCCGAGGACCGAGACAGCCGGGCCAGCGCGGCGCCCUGGAGUGUGCCGAAAGGCUGCGGCCUCAGCCGCGUCCACGACAAGACCCGAGCUACCUCCGUGCGUCAGUUCAGCGCUCCAGAGUCCUCUGAGGGCGUGUCCCUGCAGCUGGGUAACUCCAAAGACUUCAUCCUCAGCUUAGACGUCAAGUUCGUCUCCAACGGCAGCGUGUCUGUGAUCCUCGAAACCACGGAGAAGGGCCCGCCGUUCACCAUCCGCUACGUCACCAGCACGCAGCUCAUCGCCUUCAAGGACCGUGAAAUCACGUACGGCGUUGGGCCACGAACCGCCUGGAGCACGCUGACCCGAGACCUGCUCACCGACCUCAGGAAGGGCGUCGGCCUGUCCAACACCAAGGCUGUGAAGGCCACAAAGAUCAUGCCCAGACGGGUGGUGCGAUUAACGCUACACGGGCGCGGCUUCGUAGACAACGUCACCAUCUCCACCACUGCCCACAUGGCCGCCUUCUUCGCCGCCAGCGACUGGCUGACGCGCAACCAGGACGAACGAGGCGGCUGGCCCAUCAUGGUCACCCGUAAACUGGGCGAAGGCUUCCGGCCCCUGGAGCCCGGCUGGUACUCGGCCAUGGCUCAGGGCCAGGCCAUGUCCACCCUGGUGAGAGCCUACCUCCUCACCAAGGACCAGGCGUACCUCAACGCCGCCCUCAAGGCGGUCGGACCCUACAAGGUGCCUUCAGCGCAGCACGGGGUCAAAGCCGUGUUCAUGAACAAGUACGACUGGUAUGAAGAGUACCCCACCACGCCCAGCUCCUUUGUCCUCAACGGCUUCAUCUACUCCCUGCUGGGACUCCACGACUUGACUGAGACAGCCGGAGAGAAGCUCGGCAGGGAGGCGGGGCAGCUGUUCAGCCGCGGCAUGGAGUCGCUGAAGGCCAUGCUGCCGCUCUUUGACACGGGGUCUGGGAGCAUCUACGACCUCCGUCACUUCAUGUUGACCACGGCGCCCAACCUGGCACGCUGGGACUAUCACACCACGCAUAUUAACCAGCUGCAGCUGCUGGCAUCCAUAGACAACGCUCCCGUCUUUAAGGACGUGGUCAAGCGCUGGAAAAACUACUUAAAAGGGAUUCGUGCCAAGCACAACUAAACAAAUUGUAACUCGCAUACAGCCGAGAUGAAUAUACCUGAAUAUAUCUUAACGGGUGAUUGAAUGUGAGGCGAGUGCUCACAUUGUGUGCGUGCGUUCUGGUCGAGGUUCAUAAUCUAAAGGACGAGUUCAUUCAGCUGCAGCUCUCAACACUAAAAGUUUCUCGUGUGCUCUGUUGCAGGUUUCAUAUUUUCUGCAACACUGACUGUAGCUCUCCCCUCCUGUGUUUUUCCUUGAGCUAGUGUUUGUAAUUAUGCACAGACCUAGUUUCAGAGUGUGAGUGUGUGCGUUCAGGAAGAGUGUGUGUGUGUGUGUGUGGAGUAACAAUAUAUGGCGUUGGAGACAGAUAAAACUCCUUUUUACCACUUCAUCCGAGAUUUGCAAAGUUUAUUGAAAUGAAUAAACAAAAAAAACUGAAUAUAUUAUGAGGAGGAGAAUGUUGCCAAAUCAAUUUAUCUUAUUAAUAUGAAAUACUUCAACAUUUUGGGUUUAAUUCCUCCACUGCAAAGUUAUUUUUAUCAGAUAAGCCGCAAGACUUAGAAGUUUUAAAUCAAGACGUAUUUUCAAACACACCAUGUUUAAGCUGUUGGGUGAGAUAAAUUAAUUUCGCUGUCGUCCGUUUGUAGAAAGGUUUUAUGCUUCCAGUCUCUUUUUCCAUCAAACACACAUCAUUUGGGGACGGAUUAUAUUGAUUCCUUUAAUAUAAAUAUUAAGUCACAGUUUAGGUAUCUGUUAAACUGCUCCGGGGAAUAAACACCUCAAACCACCAUAUUUGGGUUCAGACAGUUAAAGCGGCUCUGCUACCAGCGUACCUCCUUGGUUCCUACCCAUAAUUCCACUGUGUAUAGCUGAGCUGUUGUGUAGCCACACCUGGUCAGAGAUGACUGCAUGACUGCGUCUUUAGUUUGCGUUCCAGGUGUCACAUGGAGGACUGCAGGUAGCAUGCUGCCACAACAUGCGAGUUUGUGUUAUAUUCCCUGAGAUAAUUCAUAAUCUGUCCUAGAUUUUACCCGUCAAUGCAGAAGCCGCUGUGUUACUGUUACCUUUAUGUGACGUUUCUAAGACAUCAAGCUGUGUGCUACCAUUCUUAGCUCUAACCAAACCCCACUAAAGUCCCUCAGUUGGCCACAAACACACUUAAUUAUUUAUGUUCCACUGCAGAACACAGCUACAAAUAGUUAGCUCUGCAUCGCUUUGAGUUCAGGAGUCACCGUUGCUCUGUUCCUCUCAUUAGCACAUUUUUGUGGGCGAAAGCUAGAAAACAGUUUAGAUUGAGACGGUCGGCUAAACAUAUUGAAAUUCCUCAUGGCUGUGUUGUCUCGAUGUGCACUCGGGUAAUCCCCAGCGUGCAGACUUCUUCAGAUCCCGGUACUUUAAACUAGUCUGACUACAGAUGUAUGUAAAUGACUAAAUCUUGGCUCACUCUGACACAUUCAAAUUAUGAUCAAUGUCCCUGAUAAGUGUAAAUAACGGCCGGCAGUGUCAUCAUUAAGCUCCACUCACGGGACAAGCUGUGAAGUUCAAACCAACACUUGCAUUUCUCUUUUAAAUUGCAAACAUUGACCGAUCAUUGUUAAUCUUUGGAAUCUUCACAUCCCUUUCGGUUUGAACAUCAGCACCAUCAGCUCCCGUUUCAUGCUCCGCUUUUGACCUUUUUCGGACAUUCACCUGUAAAAGCUCUCCUUCCGGAACUCAUACUUCCAGAUGAUAAUUGCAGGAAGGUGUAGGUGGUGGUGGUAUGUAUGCGUCGUGUGCAUUUGGAUGGAAAGACGUGGGCAGCAGAGGGCACAACUGCAUCUCGCUAACACGUCGGUUCAUAACGUUUAAUUAGACAAUGCCAGGAGUACUGACGGUGGAGGUCAAUUCUUGACGAGCACCGAGAGGCUGUCAGUCCCGGCAGGCUCUCGGCUGCUGUGGAUGGGUGAACUCGGUGUUUUUAAUCCGAGAGCCGACCUGUUGACCGCUGUGCGAGGAGAAGGAAAGCUCGCCGAGACACUAACGAUUCAACCGGCUAAUAGGCUGGAGAGGCUGCACACGCAGUACAGUGGCGAGUCGGGGAUGAGUCAGCACUCAAAACAAAGUGGAGCCCUCAGCACCAAUGAAGCUUCCAUCGAUCUACCGUAAAGAUUAUUAAUGGAGGGGAAUCGGGUCGGUUUGUUCUUCCUGAAGGUGCUGAUGGGGAGUUUUUCUUUUGGUCAUUUUCAUGUAAACUUCGAGAUGAAAAACGUUUUUCCCCGCUUUCAAGUUGUCGUCGUGUGAGCUGAUGAGAGUAAAUCAAAGAAGCGUUGAUUCAUUCCGAUGUAGCGUUGGUUAGAGAACAAGUAUUGCUUUUUGUUUCAAAGUCAUUAUUAAAGGCUGCGGGUACAUCGUCCUCGCCUCGCAGCUUCAUCUGGAACUCAUUCUGCAUUCAGAACUAAGUGAGGAUUUACGACAAAUUAAGGACAAUAAUCUGAGAUUUCAAGAAAGAAGUUGUAAUAUUUCAGGAAUAAAGUCAUAACAUUGAGAGGAAAAUUAAAAAACCUUUUGCAAGGAAAAAUAGUAACCUUGUAAUCCACGACUUUAUCCGAGUAUAACCACUUUUGUCUUGAAAUAUUAUGACUUUAUCACUGAAAUAUUAUUUCCUUUUCUCUCCCCCCCAAAACAUUUUGACUUCAUUCCCAAACUGUCCGGUUUCUUUUCUCGAGGUUUAUUCUGUGGGUUGAAGGAAUUCUAUUGAUGUUCAAAUAUCAAAUAUCCCAGAGAGGAGGUAUGAAUGCACGUUUUGAUAAUUCCAGUUUUCUUUGUACGCUUGCUGAUUAUUUUUGUUCGUUUCUGAGUGAGCCAUUUUGACAGGACAGGUAGAAAUAUGUAGUUUCAAACGUUCAGCAAUGGAAGUUCUGUGUGUGAAUGACUGUCUGUAUUUUGUUUAUACCAAAGUCAUUGAGUCAAGUAUGUAGGAAUUUGUCUAUUUUUGUGCAAACCGAUUUCCAUUCAGCAUUUAACGAUGUUUAGUCUCCUUUGAGAUGUCGCAGAGACACACUGCCUUUUGAGGAAUGCUAGUUUUUCAAAUGUAGGUUGAAUUACAGCGAGAAGACGUGGAAAACUCGCUUGUCGUAAAGGGGACGUGUGCAACUAGAGAUUAGCAUUUAGUCGGCUACCGUUUUAAAGGGAAGAGAGCCGGUAGCUGUAAAUUCUCUUUGAAAGUUUUUCUUCUGUUUUGAGUGUUUUAUUUUUGCAUCAUUUGUCAUUUGUUUGCAGAGGAGUGGGAUGUUUUACUAGAUAGACAAAAAGCACAACUGCCGUUUAUUGUCACGUUUUCUGUUGUUUUUCUUUCCAGGACAAUGUGCACCGCCUUCAUUCAGAGAGCUGCUAUGAUUGUUCACUGUGCAACGGGUUUCACAGCUUCUUUUUCUUCUUUUUGUUUCUGUCUUUCCAACUAAAUGACCACUGUGGUCAAAUGUGAUUUAUGCAAUAACAUGUUUACUGGGGUCGUAAACGCCACAGGAGACAGACCCAGAGCGGAUGUACAGACUGCAAUUCAAGCACAAUGUGCAAAUGCUACCAUUUUUUUAGUCCAAGGAAGAGAGGCGUUUCUAUACAGAGUGAAUCUUUGUGCUUUAAAGAUGUGCUUUUUAUAGGUGUAAAAAAUAAAAGCAUUUUUUCUUAAACUUCUGGUCGGAUA
Molecule: messenger RNA, 5626 nt
Organism: Anarrhichthys ocellatus (wolf-eel)
Lineage: Eukaryota; Metazoa; Chordata; Actinopteri; Perciformes; Anarhichadidae
Gene: glceb
Product: glucuronic acid epimerase b
Biological process (GO): heparan sulfate proteoglycan biosynthetic process
Cellular component (GO): Golgi apparatus
Molecular function (GO): heparosan-N-sulfate-glucuronate 5-epimerase activity
Source: RefSeq, a predicted model, not a curated record